Monodelphis domestica (gray short-tailed opossum) is the source of this 1359-nucleotide messenger RNA. The record is from RefSeq and is a predicted model, not a curated record. NCBI's taxonomy places the organism in Eukaryota, Metazoa, Chordata, Mammalia, Didelphimorphia, Didelphidae.
GCUCCCUAGGUGGGGUGGGCUGUGAGCUCAGCUCAGCAGGCGGCCGGUGGUGGCCGUGGUGUCUGCCGGCCGAGGCUGCGGGGGGCCGUCUGGGCCGAGGAGAGGGUGACGGCCGGCAGCCUGUCAUUAGUGGUGUGGGGCAGUGACGGAGGGCCCAGCCCCACAGGGAGCCCGCCCUCAGCCCCCCACCCCCUCAUUGAUCUGAGAAGAAUCCCAGGAAUGGGAAGUUGGCCCUGGAUGAUGUUGACACAGGAAGCGGGGCGGCCGCGGCUGAGGCGAGGUCUUGGCUUUUCCCAGCCGGACCAAUGACCCCCCCAGGCCCCCUCCGACCUGCCCUGUGUCAUCUCUGACGGAGAUUCUGGCCCCUGAGCCCACAUGUUUACUGUGGGGGGCACUUACCGCCAGCCUCGCCUCCCCAUUGGCGCUGAAUGAGGCCAGGUGUCUCCUGCAGUUUUCCCGCGGCCCAAGCCCCACUGUCUGCCCUCCCAGGGUCCCAAGGACCUUGAACCUUCUUUCUGGGGACCCAGAAAUGUGGAUUCCCAGCCUGCUUCUCCUUUGGGGGGCCCAGGUGUGCUGAGGCCCUGGCCUCCCCCUCUCUCCCAGACCCAGGCAUUCUGGUCCCCCAGCCCCCUCCUCCCUAAGGGACAGGCUCAUUGAGGUGUCCCAGGGCCUGGGCUGAAGGAUCCAGACCCCCCCAGCUCCUCUGAGGCUGUCCCCACACCCCCCUUCUCCAGAUGCUAGCCAGCCUCAGUCACCAACCAGGCUUUGGGCUAGCUUCAGGGGAUUUCCCAGCAGCCCCUGCCCUCAAGGAGCUUCCAUCCUCUCAGGAGACGCCAUCGGGCUCAUUAAGGAGAAUGCAGCAACAGGGAGGGACCUGGAGUCUGUGGCUUCCCAGUAGCCGUGGCCUCCUCUGGCCUCAGUUUCCCCAUCUGGUAGCUGCGGCUCAGGAAGGCCCCGCACAGCCCCUCGGGCGAUGGAGAUUGCUCUGCUGGGAGGCUGCCCUGUCAGAACCUAGAAGGGAGCCGGAGGUUCCAAGAGGAGUGGAAUCAAAAAGUUCUUCUACCCACGGAGUGAGUUGCAUGAGGGAGAAGGCCGUGUCCAGCACCCUGCCUGGGUCCCUGAGGGAGGAGCGGGCUGGGGUCCUCCCUCAAGAGGAGGCUAGAGGCCUGGGCCGCCGCUCGGUUCCUCGCCUCCACCGAGGGCUGGAGCGCGGGAUUCCCAGAAGCUGCACUGCUGCUAUCAGGAAGGGAUCUGCUACCACCAGAGGCUGGACGAGAACAUGCGAAAGAAACACCUCUGGACCUUGAGCUUAACGUGUAUCGGCCUGCUUCUGCUCAUCUUUCUCGCCUGCUUCUUCUG